CUUUGUUGCAUAUUGACGUUAUCCACCGUGGGGAAUAUUUUUCCCGAGUUAGAACGAAUACGGGUGAUAAACAGUUUCAUUUCUGAUCUUGAAUACUUACCACUGAGGAAUACCCAGCCUUGAUUCGAAAUUCCUGGAUUGGCCAUACAUUAAAACGAUUGCCUUUUGAUAUUUAAUCCGUCUGAGAAACUCGAAUUCGCCGAAUAAAUUAAAUAAACAUGGAUCUUUCAGAAUCAGGAGGGUUCCUUCCAGAUGCUCUUCCCUCCCCCUCCCCAAGCACUACUUCAGUCAGCUCCACCUUGUCCAAUUUACCACAGCCACGUGCGAAACCUCUUCGUGCUGGAUCAGGAAAAGAACAAGCUGCAAGGCGCUAUGUUGAGAACAGGCUACUCCACAUCUCGAGGCGAUACACUAAAAAAUUCGAGGAACCUGAAGAAGGAGAUUCGGUAAUCGGCUAUGUAAGUAUGAAGGAGGUAGCUAAGGAUCUUUCCGAGAUAAUAGAUGUGUUGUGGCUCUCAAGUACACCGAAUUUACAAAUUCCGUACUUGCUAAAUGUGGCUCUGGUAAUGACUACAUAUCCAACAAAGUUCCCUCCAGCGCCGGUUGCAACCUUUGCUGUUCUGAGAAAACUGGAUCAUGCAUUUGCUAGCUUACUGAGAGGAGAAGACUCGAUUACUGGGGAGACCUUACCGGUUGAAGAUACCAGAGUGAUGAUCGUAGACGUCAUGAGUAAGGAAGUUGAACCAGAGCUCGAACCUGAGAGCGGCGUCGAAGACAAUGGUGACAACGGAGCCGACGGUAUGAAUUUGGAUGAGGAGGACGACUCGGAAUACGACAAUGAUGAGCUUGCCAUGGAUAUUGCUAGAGUUUAUGAGGCAACAAUCAUGGAGCUCGGCGAAAGGCUGGAAAGUGGUCCUAACAUUGGAAUUGGGCACAACGAUUCAUGA
Botrytis sinoallii is the source of this 947-nucleotide messenger RNA. RefSeq lists its product as uncharacterized. The coding region runs from base 219 to 947 and encodes 242 amino acids. The transcript is spliced from 3 exons. NCBI's taxonomy places the organism in Eukaryota, Fungi, Ascomycota, Leotiomycetes, Helotiales, Sclerotiniaceae. Gene Ontology annotation, cellular component: transcription factor TFIIH holo complex. The record is from RefSeq and is a predicted model, not a curated record.